AUGGACGCCACUGCAAGUGGAACGUCGAGUGUUCAGUACCACAAUCUUCCCGAACAGCCAAUUGCUGCUGCUCUUGUCAUUCCUGAACAGCCUAUUGUGUCUCUCAUUACCUCUCAUUUGCCUUCAUUUGAUCGCCAGCUACGUCAUUGUUUCGGUAAUGCCAGUCCUGGAGAAUUUCCGUUGUCUGCAAAUCCGUCCAUUGUUCUUCAUGUCCUUACUGGAUGCAAUUUGGACCCUCAAGAUCUUGCCAAAUUAGAGGCAACAUGCUCUUUCUUUAAGCAGCCUGCACAUUUUGCCCCUGAUUUUGAGCUCUCCUUGGCAGAGCUCGCGGCUCUUGAUAUGUGCCAAAAAAGAGCCAUCUUUAAGCCUAUGACAGAUGAACAGCGCCAGGAUUUGAAACAAAAAUGCGGGGGUUCUUGGAAACUGGUUCUCAGAUUUUUGCUCGCUGGUGAAAUAUGUUCCAGGCGAGAGAAGUCUCAGGCGAUAGCGGGUCCAGGUCAUAGCAUUGCGGUGACAUCUAAUGGGGCUGUCUACUCUUUUGGUUCGAACAACUCUGGACAGCUUGGUCAGGGAAACACUGAAGAAGACUGGAGGCCUCGCCCAAUUAGAUCUCUGCAAGGAAUUCGUAUUAUUCACGCAGCUGCUGGUGCUGGCCGGACUAUGUUAAUAAGUGAUGCCGGGCGGGUGUAUGCAUUUGGAAAGGAUUCCUUUGGGGAAGCUGAAUAUGGACCUCAAGGAAGUAAAGUCGUGACAACGCCACAGUUAGUGGAAUUGUUGAAAGACAUCUUUGUUGUGCAGGCUGCAAUUGGGAAUUUCUUCACAGCAAUAUUGUCCAGAGAAGGAAGAGUUUACACAUUUUCUUGGGGAAAUGAGACAAAACUUGGUCAUCAAACGGAACCUAGUGACCUAGAGCCUCGUCCUUUGCUAGGUCCCCUUGAGAACAUACCUGUUGUGCAAAUAGCAGCUGGAUACUGUUACCUUCUUGCUUUGGCUUGCCAGCCUACUGGCAUGUCAGUGUACUCCGUUGGAUGUGGUUUGGGUGGAAAGCUUGGACAUGGUACAAGAACCGACGAAAAAUACCCAAGGCUGAUUGAGCAGUUUCAAACUCUGAAUCUCCAACCAACAGUUGUGGCGGCAGGUGCUUGGCACGCUGCAGUUGUUGGGAAAGAUGGGAGGGUUUGCACAUGGGGUUGGGGACGCUAUGGUUGCCUAGGUCAUGGGAAUGAAGACUGUGAGUCGGUUCCAAAAGUAGUUGAAUCGCUAAGCAAUGUGAAAGCAGUUAAUGUUGCUACUGGGGACUACACGACCUUUGUUGUUUCUGAUGCUGGUGAUGUAUAUUCAUUCGGCUGUGGUGAAUCCUCUAGUUUGGGACAUAAUACUGGAGCGUUGGAUGGGCAGGUAAAUAGACACACAAAUGUGUUAAGCCCGGAGAUCGUGACCUCAUUGAAGGAGGUGAAUGAGAGGGUUGUACAGAUUAGCCUUACAAAUUCAAUAUAUUGGAAUGCACAUACAUUUGCACUGACUGACUCUGGUAAGUUAUAUGCAUUUGGAGCUGGAGACAAAGGGCAGCUUGGAAUCGAACUUGCAGCCAACCAGACUGAAAGGGCUAAACCCGAGAAGGUCGAUAUCGACCUUAGUUAG
Molecule: messenger RNA, 1641 nt
Organism: Oldenlandia corymbosa var. corymbosa
Lineage: Eukaryota; Viridiplantae; Streptophyta; Magnoliopsida; Gentianales; Rubiaceae
Source: the annotation of a GenBank genome assembly